UGUCACACUGAUGCUUUUAUCUGGAAAUAAUCACAUCUAUACAAUAACCACAACUAUAGAAGACAGAAUCUGUAGAAUCAAAGAGGGUUUUUGAGCAAUUCAGAACAUAAUUUUGUCACUUUUUUCUGGUUAUAUGUUUUGGAAAAAAUCAUUUAACAGCAUUUUUAACAGCAAAACCAAUGUUUAGAUCUCUGAAGCUCAAGCAAAAGGUGAAAAUGGAUCCAGUGGCUGUUGGAGAUCCUGCUUGUGCUUUACACAGAGAGAAACUCCAACUCUUCUGUCUGGAGGACAAACAGCUUGCGUGUUUGGUGUGCAGAGACUCCGAGAAGCACAUCAGUCACACAUUCAGACCCAUCGGUGAAGCCGUUUCAUCAUAUAAGGUAAGAGAAAUGUCUCAAGUUUCAUAUGUAAUGAACAAUUCAUCAUUUACUGUUUUUGAUCAAUUCCAGGAGGAGCUCAAAACAACACUGAAGUCCUUACAGUUUAAACUCACACAAGAGUUAAAGACGAGAGGAGAGUUGGAGAAAACAGUUCAACAUAUCAAGUCUCAAGCCGAUCACACAGAGCAUCAGAUUAAACAUGAGUUUAAGAAACUUCAUCAGUUUCUCCGAGAUGAAGAAGAAGCUACAAUCACUGCACUGAGGGAGGAAGAAGAGCAGAAGAAGCAGAUGAUGAAGGAGAAGCUGGAGGAGAUGAACACACACAUCUCAGCUCUUUCACACACGAUCAAACACACGGAGGAGAUGCUGAAAGCCAAUGACGUCUGCUUUCUAAAGGAGUUUCCAGUCUCAAUGGAAAGAGUCCAGAUCUCACAGCCGGAUCCACAGACGCCUUCUGGAGCUUUGAUUCAUGUGUCUUGCUACUUGGGGAACCUGACAUACAGAGUCUGGAAGAAGAUGCAGGACAUCGUCCACUACACUCCUGUGAUUCUAGACCCAAACACUGCAAAUCCACAUCUUGUCCUGUCUGAUGAUCUGACCAGUCUUAAAGACAGCUUUUUAAACAGUAAACCACUUCCUGAUAAUCCAGAGAGAUUUGACUAUUACUCAUGUGUUCUGGGUUCAGAGGGUUUUACCUCAGGAAAACACUGCUGGGAUGUGGAAGUUAAAAAGUGUUCAAUCUGGAGUCUUGGAUUAACUACAGCAUCAAACCAGAAGAAGGGACGUGAUUUCUUUAACACUGGGGUUUGGUGUGUGAGCUUUGGAUUGUAUGAACCAUCUGGUUUUAUUGUUAAUCAGGAUCUUGAGCGCGUGAGAGUUGAUCUGGACUGUGGCAGAGGAACUGUGUCUUUCUCUGAUCCUGUAACAAACACACAUCUACACACAUUCACAACCACCUUCACCGAGUCAGUCUUUCCUUUCUUCUGUAGUAUUUAUCAACUCAGGAUCUUACCAUUUAGAAGUUAGCUCUAGACUGCGGUUUAGUGUACAGCUCUACACACCAUCAGCUUUUGUCUCUACAUAAGUUGACACACACAGGGCUGGAUCUGGGUUGACUAAUAGCAAUAUUUGAUAGCAAUGCAAAAAAAUAUAAAAACACACUUAUCAAACACACUUUUA
This is a messenger RNA of Danio aesculapii, 1559 nucleotides long. It is a transcript of the gene trim35-9, whose product is annotated as tripartite motif containing 35-9. Gene Ontology annotation, molecular function: zinc ion binding. NCBI's taxonomy places the organism in Eukaryota, Metazoa, Chordata, Actinopteri, Cypriniformes, Danionidae. The coding region runs from base 180 to 1406 and encodes 408 amino acids. The record is from RefSeq and is a predicted model, not a curated record. The transcript has 5 exons.